UUGCUGCGGUGCAGAGUUUUGUGGCAGUAUUGGAUUAUAAAUAUCGCAGAAAGUGAAACGAUACACUAUGAAGCAGUGAGUGUAAUUUGAAUACUGUCCCUUUGUUUAAAUUGUUUUUAAAAGAUAGCUACGAAUAGUGGGUCUGUUUUAUAAAUUUAAAUUCGGUUGUGUUUGGUGAAACACGUGAAAACCUGCUGAUGAACGAUUUUUUUUUUUUUUGAGAAAUUAUUGUUAUAUCUUAUUCCAUCGCUUACAAAAUACCAGUAAUAAGAGUGCAGUGAACUUCCAUAUAACGUAUUCAAUGCGCUCCUGUGCUUACUUCGUUGUAUGAAAAAACUUGUAGAUAAGUUGUAGUGUGUAGUUGAAGUUUCCUCGCAAUUAAAAAAACCCUCAAAUCUGGCAUUCAAUGCUUAUGAUAAUGUGUCUGUUAUGGCACUCAGCCCAAGCACAUCCACCAAAUGGUGCUCGUGCCGCGGUAACCUCGAACGCAGCCGAAUGUGCCGAAAUCGGAAUGAGCAUGCUUGAUCAAGGUGGUUCCGUAGCUGAUGCGGCUAUCGCUACGCUGUUAUGUGAAGGCGUUUCAAUUCCCCAGAGUAUGGGUAUCGGCGGUGGAUUCGUACUGACCAUCUAUAACAAAGCGUCGGGCAUCGUAGAGUCCUUGGACUCGCGAGAGGUCGCUCCGGCUGCAGCCACUAAAAAUAUGUACGUCGGAAAUGGCAAAGCUGCCAUUGAAGGUGGACUAUCGAUUGCCGUUCCUGGGGAACUCAAGGGCUACUGGGAGUUGCAUCAAAAGUAUGGCAAACUGCCAUGGAAAAAGUUAGUUGAACCGACGAUCACUUUGUGUACCAAGGGGUCUCUGGUGACAGAUUAUUUGGAGAAAAUUUUGUCCUCGAAGAAGUCGUCACUUUUAUCGGAUCGAGCGCUAGCAAACAUAUUCAUUAACCCAAAUACCAACGACACCUGGAAGGCGGGAGAUCGUAUUAAGCGACCAGCAUUGGCAGAAUCUUUGAAAGUGAUUGCAGUGGAAGGGGCAGGUGCUUUAUAUAGUAAAAGUGGAUCACUUUUGCCCAAAUUAAUGCAAGAUCUGAAGAAAGCAGGCAGCAUCCUAACGGAAAGUGAUUUUUAUAAUUACAGACCUGAGUGGGUAAAGCCGGCACGAGCCACGCUACGGAACAGCUUCAAUUUGCAUUCUAUGCCACUUCCAGGCAGUGGUCCUAUUCUUAGUUAUAUGUUAUCUAUUCUGGACGGAUACAAAGAUCUUUCAAUCGAUGAUGAUCUCACCUGGCAUCGAAUUGUUGAGAGCUUUAAACAUGGGUACGGCUUACGAACAAAAGUAGGAGAUCCCCGCUUCGUUAACUCGGUGAACAACGUGCUGCAAAAAAUGACCAAUAAAAAUUACAUCGCCUACAUUCGGGACAUGAUAGUGAGCAACAUGACGUUCGAUAGUUAUGACUAUUAUGGAGCAGAUUUUGCUGGCUUGCAGGAUCAAGGAACCGCGCACGUAUCGGUGUUGGCAGCCAAUGGAGAUGCAGUAUCGGUAACAAGCACGAUUAAUUAUCUGUUUGGCUCAUUAAUAAUUUCACCUUCGACCGGUAUCAUUCUCAACGAUGAGAUGGACGAUUUUUCAACACCGGGUGUAGUGAAUGCCUAUGGGUUAUCGCCUUCUCCGGCUAAUUUUAUCGUACCAGGAAAACGGCCUCUUUCCUCCAUGUCUCCGACAAUCAUAACUGAUCGUGAGGGAGAUGUUAGGAUGGUAAUUGGUGGUGCAGGAGGAUCAAGGAUAACGACCGCCACGGCAUUGGUUAUAGUUAGACACCUGUAUUUUAAACAAAGCCUUUGUGAGGCAAUCAAUGCACCACGAAUCCAUCAUCAAUUAGCACCCAUGCAGGUGGAACAUGAGAAGGGAUUUGAUGCAACUGUGUUAAAAGAGCUAGCUGCUCGGGGUCAUAAGGUUCAGGAAUCGAAAGCCGAUUUUGGAUUCGCUGCCUUAACAGCAAUAGCAAGGGAGGGAUAUUCUGUUUCAGCUGCCUUCGACAGAAGGCGGAGUGGCAGUGUGUCAGUCCGUCCACGAAAGACUGGGUUAGGUAAUUGUAUCUAAGUUUUAAGGAAUAAGAGUAAUGAGAAAAUGAAAUAAUUUUAACAGUUUUAGUACAAACCAUUUUAAAAACGUAUUAUUGUAGUUCAUGUAAUCGGCUGUUUGCUCAAAGCUUAAACAACUACCUGUUUACACUCUAUGAUAGAAGCCAACACGCACCAAGGCCCUAGCAUUCAAGACACGUUUCCCCUAUUCGACAGAAAACGAUUACUUAACAGGCACUAAUGACGCCAACUAUUUAGCAUGCACUAGCUCACUUGCUGUUGUAAUUAAAAUCACGGUCAAAUUAAUUUGCGCUCAUAUUUUAUUUCUUUAAUCUCCCGAGCAAUGGGAAUCCGUCGAAAGGGUAUACAGCGAAUUGUUACACUCUCCAAAUGUGUUGCCUUAAAUGGAAGGACGAGAAAAUGGGUAGAAGAAUUUUCAGUCCAACUCUACGCUGUACAAUGAGAAGCGAUUCAACCAGGAGGUUUGAUGUAAUUUGUUUUAUGACAACACAUGCGACAUGCAAUUCAUCAAACUCAACUAGAUCAUAAAUUUUAAAAGCCCAAUCUCUCUGCUCAUGCUAUCAUUGAAACGAUAGGAUAAAAGAGAAAUGGUUACCACGGUUACCUUCGUUGACUGAUUACAAAGAAUGACAGUUUAGUCUGCGAAAUGGAAGGCACCGUUGCUAUGGCCAGUUGAAAUGACUCUCAAUUGGUCGUGAUGUUGAAACGUGUCCGUGAAUUAUGAUCACAGCUGCCAGUUUGGAGUUGUUUUUGCAGGUUUUAAAGUGCAUCCCACUGCAGUGGCAUGUAGUCGUUUAAUUUAAAAGGGUAAGUGAUGGAAUUAAUUUAAGCUAUAAAUUUAUUUCACUUUCAAAAAGAAAAACCCGUGAUGUGAUGGUUGGUAUUGGAGUGCAGCAAAUAAUGAAUAAUGUGGCGUGACGCCGUCACAACGCGGCUUGUAAUAAUAGAUCACAUUCAUGUAUGUGCCUUUUUUACAAUUCCCUUUCAAACCCUUCUUUUUAACAGUAGAAAUCGUAUGAAAAAUGCAAAAUUAAGUUUCGGAAAAUGGUUGAGAGGUGAUAAUAUUCUACAAAACUAUUAAUGACAUAUCAUGUUUCAAAAGCAUACAAAUUUGAAACGCUAUGUUGUAAACCUAUUAUGUGUGGUGUGUGACAAUAGAAGUAAAGUUGUCCUGUGAAGAUCAACAAUCGUUUUUGUUGCGUUUCUAUAAAGAUACGCGAUGUACUUGAGCUAAUGAUUUUUUUUUAUUAAACUUUUUAUUUAUUUCAACACAAUUUAUUUGACAUGAUUGCAAUGCAAGAAUCAUUUUUCAAAGUGAAUAAGAUUUGAAUUUAGGUUUGCAUUAUGAUCUUACACACUAACGUACAUUUGAUCAUGAAUAAAAGAAACACAGUAAAUGUUGUCCCUCGUUUGUUCCACUUCUCAGCUGCGUAUCCGUUUAAUCAAGGUAAUGAGUUAUUUCACACCUUAACACCAACGUUGAUAGAGGGUGGAACAAAGUAUACUGAAUAUAAAAUUUCACGCGUAAA
This is a messenger RNA of Anopheles arabiensis, 3629 nucleotides long. Its product is annotated as scoloptoxin SSD14-like. The transcript is spliced from 4 exons. Gene Ontology annotation, cellular component: plasma membrane. The record is from RefSeq and is a predicted model, not a curated record. Gene Ontology annotation, biological process: glutathione catabolic process. Gene Ontology annotation, molecular function: glutathione gamma-glutamate hydrolase. NCBI's taxonomy places the organism in Eukaryota, Metazoa, Arthropoda, Insecta, Diptera, Culicidae. The coding region runs from base 407 to 2098 and encodes 563 amino acids.